Messenger RNA from Naumovozyma castellii, 444 nucleotides. It is a transcript of the gene RPB8, whose product is annotated as DNA-directed RNA polymerase core subunit RPB8. NCBI's taxonomy places the organism in Eukaryota, Fungi, Ascomycota, Saccharomycetes, Saccharomycetales, Saccharomycetaceae. The record is from RefSeq and is a predicted model, not a curated record. The transcript has a single exon. Bases 1 to 444 code for a protein of 147 amino acids.
AUGUCCAACACUCUAUUUGACGAUAUAUUCACGGUAUCUGAAGUUGACCCAGGUCGUUACAACAAAGUCUGUCGUAUCGAAGCCACUUCCACCACUCAAGAACAAUGUAAAUUAACAUUAGAUAUAAAUACCGAAUUAUUCCCCGUGUCCAAUAACGAUCAAUUAACCAUCACGAUUGCAUCCUCGUUAAGCAUCGAGAGUGAUUCUAAUGCUAAUCAGGACGCCGCACAAAGAAGUUGGAGACCUCCACAACCGGAUGAAAGAUCCAUUGCUGAUGAUUACGAUUAUGUCAUGUAUGGGACUGCUUAUAAAUUCGAAGAAGUUAAUAAGGAUAUUAUCGCUGUGUAUUAUUCAUUCGGUGGGCUUUUGAUGAGAUUGGAAGGUAAUUAUAGAAAUUUAAAUACAUUAAAGCAAGAAAAUGCUUAUCUAUUAAUCCGUCGUUGA